Messenger RNA from Meloidogyne enterolobii, 390 nucleotides. The record is from the annotation of a GenBank genome assembly. Lineage: Eukaryota; Metazoa; Nematoda; Chromadorea; Rhabditida; Meloidogynidae.
AUGGCAGCUUGUACUUUUGUUGAAGAAUUGGCCGACAGAGAUGAUGAUUCUGAACAAAAAACAAAAGAAGCAGCAUCACAGACAGAACAACAAACAAUCCCCCGUACAUGUAAAGAUGAAUCAGUUCAAACUGAACAUCCAACAAUGAAAGUUGCUUGUGUUCAAACUGAACCUAUGGAACGAUAUACUCAACUAGUAUACGACAAUUUACUCUUAAAAUCCCAAUUAAAAAAUUUAAAAGAAGAAAAUGUAAUUCAAUCAAAAAAGAAGAAGCAGUGUAAAGAAGCAGCAUCAAGGCCAAGAAAAUUACUCGAAGAUUUAGCAAAUAAGCAAAAAAUUAGAAGAGCUGAUGAAAUUGCAAAAUUUAUCAAAAACAGGAGUCCUAGUUAG